ACGUCUAAACCCAUAGACUAAAAACGCAAACCCGACUCCGGUUUUUGAAGAGCCUCUGUUCCUCCUCCUACAAACAAACCCUCGGAGGCUCAGAUUCUCACAAUUAUCGAAACCCUAAACCUAAUUCCGCCAUGUCUUACCAGCCAAGUCCUUCAAAUCACGAUGGAAACGACGACCACCGUAACCGGCGACUAUACAACCCUUACCAAGACCUUAAAGUUCCUGCACAAACCCUAUACAAACUCCCAACGUCCCCCGAAUACCUCUUCCAAGAAGAAUCCAUCGCUCAACGCCGUAGUUGGAGUGAAAAUCUCACAUACUACACCGGUAUCGGUUACCUCGGCGGCGCCGUACUCGGUGCCGGAAAAGGUUUAGUCGAGGGAGUCAAGGCUUCUGAAGCCGGAGAUACCAUGAAGCUUAGAGUUAAUCGGAUCCUUAACGCCUCGGGUCACUCUGGUCGACAGAUCGGGAAUAGGGCGGGUGUGAUCGGGUUGUUGUAUGCCGGUUUGGAGAGCGGUAUGGUUCAUAUUCGGGAUACAGAUGAUAUUAUCAACAGCGUGGUGGCGGGGUUGGGUACCGGAGCGCUUUAUAAGGCGGCGGCAGGUCCUAGAUCCGCCGCAGUUGCUGGCGCUAUUGGUGGAAUAACGGUAGGGCUGGCAGUGACAGGGAAGCAGGUUUUGAAGCGAUACGUACCCAUCUAAACCCUAAAUGGGAUCCAUUUCUAUUACAGUUUUGAUCUCGAGGUCAGACGCUUAAAAGCUGAUUGACGAUUUUUCGCAUGUAAGCAAAUGCAUAAUUCAUUUUGUGUACUUAAUCUUCGUUAUAUGGUGUUCUUUCAAUUAAUGAUUUUUAGUGACAAAUAAUACAUGCCGUUGAUGAUAUGGAAAAUUGGCAAAUUGCAUUA
Lactuca sativa (garden lettuce) is the source of this 904-nucleotide messenger RNA. RefSeq names its product mitochondrial import inner membrane translocase subunit TIM23-2. Gene Ontology annotation, molecular function: transmembrane protein transporter activity. Lineage: Eukaryota; Viridiplantae; Streptophyta; Magnoliopsida; Asterales; Asteraceae. Gene Ontology annotation, biological process: protein import into mitochondrial matrix. The record is from RefSeq and is a predicted model, not a curated record. Gene Ontology annotation, cellular component: TIM23 mitochondrial import inner membrane translocase complex.